AGCUUGUGUCAUUAGGAAGACUGCACGAGCACAGGACAGCGUCUCACACCUACAGGAACGUGGAACUAUAUGCAACAAAACAACAACAGCCCACUGACAACAGCGCUCUUGUUGACUUGUCAACUAGAUACAAAUGGGCACCAUGGUGAACCAGCUUAUGUUUGCCCAGGAUAACCGGGACCGCAUCCACGCCGUGGAGAACUCGUUCGGGCCGUCGGGGAAGCCUCUGUACGCGCCGGAUCGGGUUCUGAUCGGAGAGGGCCGGCUGAUGAAGAUGAGCCGUCGUGGGCCACAGCCCAAAGUCUUCUUCCUCUUCAACGACGUGCUGGUGUACGGCAGCAUCAUUCUGAACGGCCGCUGGUACAAAAAACAGAAGAUCAUCCCUCUCGAGGAAAGCCAGCUUGAGGACUUGGAGGACGGCAUAAAAAUGAGGAACCAAUGGUUGAUCCGUACACCACGCAAGUCCUUCUACGUGUCAGCCGCCUCAUACGAGGAGAAGCGAGCCUGGAUCGAACACAUAGUGGACUGCCGGUCCAGUCUACUGCAGAGCAGUGGCUGCCGGCCCGGGUCCCACUUCGCCAACACCUGGAUCCCUGACCAGGCCUCCGCGGUCUGCAUGCGCUGCUCCGACAGGUUCACCGUGACCCAGCGUCGACACCACUGCCGCAAAUGCGGCUUUGUGGUCUGUGGUGCCUGCUCCAAGAAGCGAGCGGUGAUCCGACACAUUCACCCGACUAAGUGCUUGAGGGUCUGCACCUUGUGUCACUCAAGUCUCUCGACGACGACGACGACGACGGAGGCCCCAGAGGUGUCUCGUGUCAAUGGGGGCAGCACAGAGAAGAUAGGCUCGGAUGAAGAUGAAGUCGACGGAUUGAGUGAGGAAGAGGAGGCCGAGGAGCAGAUGGAGAACCAUGACCCCGGCAAGUGGAUGAACUCCCAGAUGGACUCCUGGUCCACCUAUGUCUACUUCAAACCAGAGCACACGCAGUCCCAAACGUAAGCACGUGAAGAGUGCUGCAGCCACUCAGAAACAACCCAGUGUUGGUCUCUAGGCCUCUCUUUAACAUGGACUCAUACUGAUGCAGCUUUGUGCAAUAGGAGCAAGUUAACAGGCAUUCCCACUCCGUCAUUAACACAACAAGAAAACAAUGUAUUAAGUAAAAAAAAAAAAAAAAAAAAAGUUUAUAUAUUUAUUAUUUAUGUUAAUAUGUUGUCUUUUCACGUUAUGCUGUCAGUGGGAAGACGAUUGCUAUGAAGUCGUCACUUGAUUGUCUCUGAUAAUGUGCUCAGAGUAUUUAGAGUAGAUUACUUGAGGUAGGUCUCAGUCAGGACGGUAGCAUAUAUACAUAUAUACAUGUGUAGAAAUGAGUAAAUCCUACUUGUAAUUAUAUAAUUAGUCAUUUCUUGUAUUUUUCCUGAAUCUGAAUUUAGUUGUGCAACCCUUUUGUACAAUGACAUAAAACACCUUGUAACCUUGUAAUACUGUACAAUAUCUGGACUUUUAUGGACUUGAUACCGCUUGCUGUUAGCAAAAGCCAAUUAGCAGCUAUCAUGUGUACACAGCCUUGUACCUUAAUAUUUCAUCGCUUAGACUACCGUAACUCCAUCUUUACUUGCAUUACUCAGUCCUCUCUACCUCGCCUUCAAUUGGUGCAAAAUGCAGCGGUAAAGACGCAUCACCCCAAUGCCUCUCCUAACUGGCAUCCAAUAAAACACAGGAUUGAUUUCAAAAUAUUACUAAUUAGGUACAAGUCCUUGGAAAGCAUCUGCUGAAAACUCGUUGUGUAUACUCUGUGUGCCUGUAGUUGUGUUUAUUUUGUGCUUUACUUUUUGUCUGUCAUGCAGAUGUAAUUGUAUGUAUGUGUGUCUAUCACAAAUGUAAAUUACUACUUUAUUUUAUACAUUUGUAAUGAGUAUUUUUGGAGAGGAUUUACAUUGCCAACGGCUGCUUCUCUGUAAUUGUUGUGCAUAUGAUAAUAAAAUAAGUUGAUAUGCA
Molecule: messenger RNA, 1996 nt
Organism: Anarrhichthys ocellatus (wolf-eel)
Lineage: Eukaryota; Metazoa; Chordata; Actinopteri; Perciformes; Anarhichadidae
Gene: plekhf1
Product: pleckstrin homology domain containing, family F (with FYVE domain) member 1
Exons: 2
Coding region: 134-1000 (288 amino acids)
Biological process (GO): endosome organization; endosome to lysosome transport
Cellular component (GO): early endosome
Molecular function (GO): phosphatidylinositol binding; metal ion binding
Source: RefSeq, a predicted model, not a curated record